GAUCUAGGCUUGAGUUGGUAAAGUCCAUGUUGCUUGAAGAUUACCAUAAAGUCCUAGUAAACAUCCGUAAGGCUGAAGCCAGAAAUAAGAGACAGAAAGCAUUGAAACAGGCUGCAGCAGUGGGAGAGGAGGACGAUCAAGAAACCAAAAAACUGGAGGGAAAUAGUAUGGAAGACAUUUUGGCUGAUUCUGAUGAAGUAGAGGAAGAGGAAGAGAAACCAACCAAACAACAAAAGAAACGGGCCCGGCAGAAGAGCCAGGCUUGGCUUAAAGAAGGGGAGGAAGAUGACCCAGUAAAUUUCCUUGAUCCCAAAGCUGCACAGCAUGUACUGGGUAAGUAA
Xenopus tropicalis (tropical clawed frog) is the source of this 341-nucleotide messenger RNA. It is a transcript of the gene rrp12.2, whose product is annotated as ribosomal RNA processing 12 homolog gene 2. The transcript is spliced from 2 exons. The record is from RefSeq and is a predicted model, not a curated record. Lineage: Eukaryota; Metazoa; Chordata; Amphibia; Anura; Pipidae. Bases 27 to 341 code for a protein of 104 amino acids.